AUGAAGCCGGGUCCUUUGCUCUCCACGCCGCCCCACUUCCUGCCCACUCAAACGCCGGAGCCGCUUGCUAGCUUUGCAAGCGCUGCUGCUGCUGCUGCUGCUGCCGCCACCAUCCUGCAUCGCCGCCAGCAAACCACCUUCUCUCUCUCUCUCUCUUCCCCCACCCUCAAGGGCUUUGUGACUUCACUGCAUUACAUCAACCCCUCCCAAAGCUCCCGGGCUGGAGGGGGGAGACGUUCCUGGCGCAUCCUGGGAGUUGUAGUUCUUGUAACGACAGGUGGGGAGAGCGGGGGACCGGAGAGACGAGGCGAGAAGGAAUGGGAGGAGAGGUGGUUUUCACUCUCCCCACCACCAACUUUCCCCCCGCCCCCUUCUCCUAACGUUUUGCCAUAUUUUGGCACCUGA
Molecule: messenger RNA, 405 nt
Organism: Podarcis lilfordi (Lilford's wall lizard)
Lineage: Eukaryota; Metazoa; Chordata; Lepidosauria; Squamata; Lacertidae
Source: the annotation of a GenBank genome assembly